UGUUCCCCUCCCCGGGGCUGAGCAGUAGUGGGCAGAAUGAGAGGAGAUGGGGCAGUUUUUCCGCGUAUCUAAUGGAAGAUAGAUCUCAUGAUCUCCUCUUUUCCUUAGAGGUCAGUUAGAGUCAGGGCCAGAAUCCUGUGCUUGUGUUUCUCGCUUUCUGCGGGUGGCGGCAGGUGCUGGAGGAGCUGGGAGGUAAUGCUGAGGAGUCCUAACGCGACUGCAACACUCUCAGGUCCUAGGGCUUCUGCCCUGGGACGCCACUGCCACGGAGUCUACGCCCUGCCUGCUUCGCUGCAGCCACUGGGAGCUGGCACGCGGGAGCGUUUGUCAAGGUUGGAGACGUCUGAAAUUGGAGAGCGCGCCCCCCUCCCUGCUCCAAGUGAGCCUGUGCGGGAGGCACAAUUGUGUGUGACGGCGUGAUCCGCUGCACUUCGGGUGGCAGUUCCCAGCCACACUGAACUCCCCCAUUCCGCGUCCGCAGCACAAGUGCCUCAUUUGCCUUUCGCCGCCACCCACAGCUUGUGCAUGGUCUAGUUCUGCCCUGUUGUGGUACGGUUUCCUUUCACCAAGGACCGCUGGAGGCAGCUCUCAAUUUUCCCCGACGAGCCGCGGUCCCGACAGUUUCUAAGGAGCCUAGGGCACUGACUCCAGUGGAGGCGGAGGGCGGGGAGAGAAGACUGCAACUUUGGGAUUGGCCCGGCCGGGUGCAUGUGGCCCCCUGCGAACAUCCCCCGCCUUCGCCCCGCAACCACCGCAGCAUUCCCAGGGGAGCGCGGAGGAGGAGCCGCUCCCCAACUUUACGGCCCACAAAGGGGUGGGGGUCAGGGGCGGUCUCCCCAGCCCGAUCUGUCUCUGCCCUGACGGUGCAGCACGCUUCUUGGACAGCGAUUGCCAUGGAGGCCCCCGAGGCUAUAAAGCCAGGUAUCCAGGCGGCCGGCUGCUCCCGCGCCGUUGAACCCCCUAAGUAAGAAGCUAGCGCCCCGGCGUGGCCCGGCCCCCGCAAGAGGGGAGGAGGCGGAGGAACGGCGCCAGCAGCUUGAGGAGCGGCGCGCCCCGCCUGGGUUGGAGGCAGGCACGCACGGCGGGCGCCACCGUCUCAGCAGGGGAGCGGGGGCUGCCCGGUGUGCGGGUGAGUGGCGUGGCUCCAAGCCACAAGGGACCAAGGGGGCGUCGGACAUCGUAACAACGUCAGGAGACUCAGGAGGGUACCAAGCUUGGGCUUUUGUCUAGUGGUGGACCAGGAGAGGACCCCGGAGUAGCGAGCAACCCACACCUCCAGGGGGGAAACCUGGAGAGGGAGCAGCGAGACGCCAGGCGUUUGGCUCAAGAGCUGCCCGAGCCGCUGAUAUAUCGGGAUAGGAACCUCGGGACCUCAGCCUCAGCAGCCCACGCGCGGAGGAAGCGGUACCGGAGCGCGGGCUGGGGCUGUAGCCCCGCGGGGAGCGGGAACAGGGGCGCCCCCGUGCGGACUUGCCGGGCCGCCCCGGCGCGGCGGUCGAGAUCAUGCUUAAGCCCAAGGACUUAUGUCCCCGAGCGGGUACGCGCACCUUCCUGGAGGCCAUGCAGGCGGGCAAAGUGCACUUGGCCCGUUUCGUGCUGGACGCACUGGACCGCAGCAUCAUCGACUGCCGCGCAGAACAGGGUCGCACGCCGCUUAUGGUGGCCGUGGGGCUGCCAGAUCCCGCGAUGCGCGCGCGCUUCGUGCGACUACUGCUUGAGCAGGGUGCGGCGGUGAACCUGCGGGAUGAGCGCGGACGCACGGCACUCAGCCUGGCAUGUGAGCGAGGCCACCUGGACGCCGUGCAGCUGCUGGUACAGUUCAGCGGCGACCCCGAGGCAGCCGACUCAGCAGGCAACAGCCCUGUGAUGUGGGCGGCGGCGUGCGGCCACGGGGCUGUGCUUGAGUUCCUGGUGCGCUCCUUCCGCCGCCUCGGCCUUCGCCUCGACCGCACCAAUCGUGCGGGCCUCACAGCCCUACAGCUGGCCGCAGCCCGUGGCCAUGGGACCUGUGUGCAGGCCCUCACCGGGCCCUGGGGCCGAGCCGCAGCCGCCGCAGCGGCCCGGGGCUCCAACUCCGACAGUCCCCCUGGCCGCCCGGCCCCCGAACCCAGCCCAGAGCGUCGACGACCCAGCCCCCGCCGCCUACCGCGGCCUCUACUGGCGCGCUUUGCGAGAGCGGCGGGCGGCCACGGCCACGGUCACGGCCACGGCCAUGGUGGUGAGCCUGGCUCAACAGGCAAGGGCUCGGGCCGGCACCGGGCACAGGGCAGCGAGCGGCCGGAGCUGGGCCGGAGCAUGAGCCUGGCCCUGGGUGCCAUGACCGAGGAGGAGGCAGCACGUCUACGGGCGGGGGCCCUGAUGGCCCUACCAAACUCACCCCAGUCUUCGGGGGCUGGGAGGUGGCGCUCACAUGAGGUGCUGGAGGGAGCGCCCCCAACCUUAGUGCAAGCCCCCAUUGGCCUUAGUCCCCACCCGGAGGGCGGCACCGGCUCUGGCCGCUUGGGUUUGCGACGACGUUCCACAGCUCCAGACAUCCCUAGCCUGGUCGGGGAGGCUUCAGGGCCUGAUAGUGGUCCGGAGUUAGAGGCCAACGCUCUGCCCCACUCGGUGCCUGGGCCGAAGCCUUGGCAAGGGGGCUCAGAGGCUGUGGUGGUGCAGGCUCAGCGAUAAAGAUGAAGGACUAAGCCCUGCUCCCCUAAUCUCUUGUCUGCUCCACUGGGAUUUCUCCCUUUUAUCCAGGUCCCUUACUUUCCAGCAGCCUGUUCCUGGAGUCCCCCCCCCCCCAUCUGAAAACCUGUCCCCACUGCCAAGGCAAGACUUUCAUCAGAAGGAAGGGACCCCUCGUUUGUGCUCUUUGGUAUUCCUUGUCUAGAUCUCUCACCUUUCCUACUACCUGCCUUUUCUAUUAUCAGAAGGUGAGAUAUGGAAGACUGGUUCAUAGCUUCAGUCUUCUUCCAGGAAGGUGGACCCUCACUCUAACCCCAAAGAUUCAGUCUGCCUAGGUUUCUGCCGGGUCCCUUUCCCCUGGUGAGUUUCUCAAUACCCUGGUAACCAGGCAAAUGUCAAAAUUGGCUUUGGAGAACCAAGGCCUAGCCCUCUUUGCCUACUGAUGCUGAGGAUAAUGUGAAAGCUACCAAAAUCUCCAUUCCUCCUAAAUUAGGGAAGGGGGAGGCCCCAGGGCCUCCAGAGUCUUUAUGGACACAAGGCUGAUUAAGAUCUGGCUCUUUAAGAUUUUCUGGGAUAGAAAUUCCUGCAUCUUUACAAAGCAGUUUUUUUUUUUUUUAAGGGGGGACAAGAGCACCUCUGAUAUUAGUCACCACUUGUCCCCUGAGCCAGUUUCUAGGUAACAAACUCCCUCUGCCUCUGUCCUAGGCAGACCUGGGAUUCAACUUCUUUCACGGUUUAGGGUAACUGUCCCCCCCAAAAUCCUACCCAACUCAACUCUGCCUUCUCAGCUCCAGAUGCAUUUAAAUUUCAUCUUUGAAGUUCAAGCCCUGACUCCUCCUGGCCCACCCUUAUAUCCAUUCACUCGAAAUGGAAAGGACUUAGCACUUCCCCUCCCCCACGCUUUCCAGCUCCCUGCGAUCAGCACGUGGGUGCUCCGGCAGGGUAGAACGGUUGCGAAGGCUUUGCUUAAUUGCAUUUUUUCCAACCCUCAAAGAACUCUUGUUUUGAGUCUUUGUAUAUGAAGCAUAAAGCAGCAGGUCUGAUCCGAGGCUUAAGAACCUGACAAUAUCUCUUUAAAUAGAAGCUCCGCGAGGGGGAUAAUUGACUGAAGUGUUUGCGACGUUAAACGGCAGCGCGCGGGAGUCGGGAGCCCACACGAGCCGCAGGUCCGGGUUUAAAUUACAUCAAACUCGGGGGAGAGCUGGAAGGAGCCUGUUAAACGUCUCCUGCUUCUCGCUGGGCUGUUAAUGGAGGGCAGGGCCGAUGAUGGAUGGUAGAAGUCGAGACCAAGGACCCCUGCCUUUGCCCCACCGCGUGGGAUGCAGGCCCCGCGCAGCUUCCAGCUUUUAUUACUGGGCAGAUUAGCUUCUCCAAGGCCGCGCGAGCCCAUACACUGGACGUGAUUCCCGGUGCCCCCUGGUGGCAGAUCUGUCUCGCUGCGUCCUGGCUCGGGGCUCAGCCUUCUGAUUUUAUUUGGGAUCAUCACCGCUGUGUACUUUUCCCUCGGUGGGCAUUCACCCGUGGAAUCCUCUUCCUCUUGUAGAAAUUAAAUCCGGAUACUUGAAGUCACUUCACUGGGACAACGGGGAAAAAACUCACACUGUAGCAUGCGCCAGACCCUUCACUAAGACCCCCAAGUUAAUCCUCCAAGUUAAGGCUUCCAGUCUUAAGAGCUCCUGUUCUCUUCCCCCCAAAACUGGAGCUACCGACCUUUCCCUUAUGGUUUCUGAAUCUUGGGACAUGCCAAUUAUGCACUGUUUUCCUAUGAUAUGCCUCUUCUCAGUCCUCUUGUCUGGGUGGUGAGUGAACAAAUCAGAGUGUCCAAAAAGCCUGAGUGAGUGAGUCAUGGGGGAUAAUUGGACACCCAAGUGCAAACUGCUUCUUUGUGGAUCUUUGCUUGCUCAACUUAUGCCCUUUUCAACUGUGUUAAUUAAUGAAGCUUUCAGUGGUGUGAGAUUACAAGUAUUUUGACUUAAAAACAGCAAGAGGCCUGGGUCACACAUUGUAUCAGAGGUACUAUCAUCUUUUCAGUGCCACUGACUGAGUUUCUGGGUGAAUGUCACCUCAGGCCCUCUUUAUUGGGUAAACAGCCAUGAGGGUUUCACUCUAUGGAGUGGCCAAGAGCUUAGUGGUGAAAGUGAUGUUUCUAAAUAGCCACAGCAGAUCCUCCCUGUCUGAACUGUGUCUGCCUGCCUUGCUGUCCUUGCAAACUCCUUUCCAGGUCCGUCUCUGUGCAGAAUUUCCAUGUCUCACUACACUUAGCCCCUUCAACGUCCUCUCAUUGUCAGCCUGGAACCAUUGAGGUUGGGGUCCUCUCUAGCUCACUCCACUGUAGAAGAGACUUUGCUAGGUAUUUUGCUUUUCCUGUUCUUGUUGCUUUCAUCUUUGUGAAGAGUCACCCAGGCCACUAGAAUUCAGUACUGAUCUGUGUGGGAGACUAAAGGACGUUUGCACACCUUUCUGGAGUGAUACUAUGUGGCAAAAAGACUAGUGGAAUUCAAAAGAAUAGUUAAUAAACCCAGUGUUAUUCCAUUGUGAAA
This is a messenger RNA of Ictidomys tridecemlineatus (thirteen-lined ground squirrel), 5207 nucleotides long. The record is from RefSeq and is a predicted model, not a curated record. Lineage: Eukaryota; Metazoa; Chordata; Mammalia; Rodentia; Sciuridae.